GUUAAAGAGAAGACUGACUUAAGAGACUGAAGAGAGUUUACCAUUUUUUCCUCUCAAAAUCAACAAUGGAAGCUAUGGCGAUCCUUCGAUUAGCCCUAAUUUUCUCUAUAUUGACUUCACUUUCAUUACUCGCUGGAUCUUCACCGUCGAUCUCACCGGAGUUACAGAUCGUCACCGCCGAACGCCGCAUUGACUUGACAUCACACAUUGUGAAGGUUUUCUUGACAUUGAAGGUUGAAAAUAUUGGUGAAUCUCCUGCUUCAGAAGUCCUUCUUUCCUUCUCUCCCGCAGAAGCUGAUCGUCUGGCAUUGGUAAAAGCAGCAGCUGUUGCUGGCAAGAAGAAAAAGAAGUCUUAUUUGCCACUUGAGGUGAAGCCAACUGACCUGCCUGAUGGACCAAAUGGGACUAAGUAUUAUUUAAUACAUUUGCUUAAACCAUUGGGUAAAAGUGAAGCCAUCUCGCUAGAAAUUCUUUAUAUAUUCACACAUUCUCUUGAGCCUUUCCCAGCAGAAAUAAGCCAGUCAGAGUCUCAAUUAGUUUAUUACCGUGACAGUGCAAAAAUUUUGUCACCGUAUCUUAUUAAACAACAAGCAACGAUUAUAAAAACACCAACUAGCAGGGUUGAGUCAUUCACAAGAGUUGUGCCUACAGAUCGUGCAAACACAGAACUAAGAUAUGGGCCAUAUGAGGAGCAACCUCCAUAUACAUAUUCACCUGUAAUUGUCCAUUUUGAAAACAAUAAUGCAUUUGCUGUGGUUAAGGAGCUUGUGCGCGAAAUUGAAAUCUCCCACUGGGGCAGCAUACAGGUCACCGAGCAUUACGAAUUGGUACAUGCGGGUGCUCGGCAUAAAGGUGUUUUCUCAAGGGUUGAAUAUCAGUCUAGGCCCUCACACAGUGGUGCUUCCUCAUUCAAGCAUCUUCUUGCAGAAUUACCACCAAGGGUCCAUUCUGUCUACUACAGGGAUAACAUAGGGAACAUAUCGUCCUCUCGCUUACGCACAAAUUUUAAGAAGUCAGAGCUGUUAAUAGAACCACGAUAUCCAUUAUUUGGAGGCUGGAAAUCUACUUUUGUCAUUGGAUAUGGGGUUCCACUAGAGGACUUCCUUUUUGAGGCAGCUGAUGGCACACGUUACCUGAAUUACAGUUUUGGAUGUCCUCUUGUAGAGACGGUUGUUGAAAAGUUGACUGUCAAGGUUGUGUUGCCAGAAGGAUCAAAGAACCCAUCCGCUGUUGUUCCUUUUCCUGUGGAAGAACGGGCUGAGAGAAAAUACUCAUAUCUUGAUGUUGUGGGAAGGACAGUGGUGGUCCUGGAGAAAGCCAAUGUAGUUCCUGAGCACAAUUCUCCUUUCCAGGUCUAUUACCAAUUCAGCCCCAUUUACAUGCUUGCAGAGCCAUUGAUGUUGACUUCUGUCUUCUUCCUUUUCUUUAUGGCUUGUGUGACUUAUCUACAUUUAGACCUUUCAAUUAGCAAGAUCAAGGAAACAUGAGUUUUUGGCACUCUUGAGAGAACUUUUGACUGAGAUUAAAUAUUAGUAGAAGCAGCCGGAACUUCCAGUCAAACAAAAGGUAGAAGAGACAUUGUAUUGUAGCCAAAUGCAUUGGAUUUUGAGAACAUCUAUUGUUGUUUACCUUAGAAGACAUGUCUUCUUGCAACUGUAUUGGUCUUGCAUCUGAGAGAGGAUAUACAGAGAACUGCUUACUGUCUAAUAUAUACAGAUUUGGCGAUCAAAUGUCUCCCCUCUUUGUACCUUUUGGGUAGCAAAUUGAGCUAAAUGCACAUUGAGCACUAAAAUAUAGAAACAUUGCGUACUUUACAAUUCUCAAUUUCUCAUGGACUUAUCUUUCUUGGGGUGCCAUGACAAGGGUGGGGUUAAGAUGCAGCGGGUUAUCUGAAAGUGUAUUAAGUCGAUUGAAUGCUAGAUAAUUUAUUUUGUUUUUGCCA
Lycium barbarum (goji berry) is the source of this 1942-nucleotide messenger RNA. Its product is annotated as dolichyl-diphosphooligosaccharide--protein glycosyltransferase subunit 1B. The transcript has 9 exons. NCBI's taxonomy places the organism in Eukaryota, Viridiplantae, Streptophyta, Magnoliopsida, Solanales, Solanaceae. Bases 66 to 1487 code for a protein of 473 amino acids. Gene Ontology annotation, cellular component: membrane; oligosaccharyltransferase complex. The record is from RefSeq and is a predicted model, not a curated record.